Ixodes scapularis (black-legged tick) is the source of this 2002-nucleotide messenger RNA. RefSeq names its product 28S ribosomal protein S27, mitochondrial. The transcript has a single exon. Lineage: Eukaryota; Metazoa; Arthropoda; Arachnida; Ixodida; Ixodidae. Gene Ontology annotation, cellular component: mitochondrion. The record is from RefSeq and is a predicted model, not a curated record. The coding region runs from base 431 to 1864 and encodes 477 amino acids.
ACACCCCCCAUAUAAGGUAAAAAUGUCUCCCCCUUCCCUCCUCUCUCUUCUUUUCUCCACAUUCGUUUCGAGUUUCGUUUUUUUCGAUCUCAAAGAUCACCGGAUUACACGGUUCUCAGUUUGACAAUUGUCUAGCAUUACCUGUUAUCAGAGUUUAUUCAACCACCGAAUCAUUUACCCUAUGCAUGGGAAUUCUUGAAUCACCUCAAUUACCGGAAUGUUUUAAGAUUCGAACGCACCGAGGCCGAGGCACUGUGCAUAGAGAUUACGGCCGAGAUGGCCGUGGCCGAGGCUCACUUAUCCGUUGGCUAAACAAUUUUACAGGAAUUAGUACAAAGUAUAUUAUAAAACAAACAAAAAAUUGUAAAAUAAUGUUGAGUCUUUAUUUUUUUAUUGAUACAGCCAAAAGGAGAAUUUUUUGCUCUUGUUUAUGUGUUUAGCGCGAUUUGAUCAGACAGUCCAACAACGGUGGGAGCAACUCUUAAACAUGGCGCUCUACAUGCAUCGUGCGUGCCGAACAGCGCGGGUUUUCCAACAAAUAUUUUCUACUCUGGAAGAAACGCUGCCGCAGAGGUUGAUCGGUUCAUCGCGAACCAUCCUCUCCGACGCGUACUACUGCCGCGAUGCUUGGAACGAGCGACUCGAGGACCCCGUCCUUCGCAACGUCGACAUCGACAAGUACUUCGUCGAGCUCAGUAAGAAGUUCGGUUCAAAAACGAAAGCGAGCGCCGUGGACGUCGACAUUUACCUGAACAAGAUCACGAACAAAGACUACGCGGUGGAAUUCGAGAACGUUUUGAACCGACUCCGGCGCAGCCGGAACUCGGCAGACACUUUACCGUCGACGCCGGCGGCUGCGGUGCGCUUCUUUUUGGAAUCUGAGCAGCACGACGUACUCAUGAAAAUCCUCCAAAACCGGCUGGACUACGGAGUGUUCCCGGACUACUACAGUAGCAACUUGCUCAUGGAUACCUUCCUAGAAAAGGGAAACCAUCGUGACGCCGCCAAAGUCGCCAUCGAGAUGAUGCUUCAGGAAGACACCGGCAACGCCGUGAGUCAGAUUCUGGGUGUCUACGCUUGCCACAUGUAUCUGCGGGAGCCCAAACCCGAACCGUGGGAACCGAACCCACCCGCCGUCGAGGAGGAGGACGACGACGACGAAGAGAUAUACGUGCGCGUACCCAACAUAACCAACCCGUUCUUUGACGACCACUUCGACUUGAACGAGCCGAAUCACUUGAUCGGCAAGACGCUCGCGCUGUUCUGCGGCAGAGGGGGAGAUCUUCUGCAUAGGAGCUAUUACCUCGUCGGACUGGGACUCUAUCAAAAGUGGCAGAAAGCCGCCGAGUUCCUAGAAGCGGCGUCGGCCAAAGGUGGUGGAGAAGAGUUCGUGACCCGUGGUGCAGUCGACAUGUUCCUUGCCGAGCUGACGCGGGAAGGUGGGCUCGCUGAGGACGACGACACUCGAAAGAGGCUUGAGACGGCACUGAAGACGUUAGAGUCACGGUUUUCGACCGCUGACCUGCACGAACUCGCCUCGAAGACUCUAGAAAAGAUUCCCGAAUUGGAAGCGGCCGAUAUCGAAGCCCAGAAACGCAAUUUCGUGAGCUGGCGGGAGCAGCGGCAGCGAGCGCUCGAAGAGCAGACGACGCUGUUCCUCCGGCAGCAGACGAUCGAGGAGAUCCGUGCGCGCAAGAAGGAACUGGGCGAAAAAGAAGAGUUGCUCUACGCCUUCGAGAACUGGGACCAGAUCGAGAUGAAGAUGGCCGAGGUGCAGGCGGAUAUGGACGAACUGGCCGCCAAGGAAAACGUCCAGGAGGAGUACAUCCCGCCCGAAGUGGACAAGCGCUUUGUCUCCAAAUAGUGUAUGUGGUCCGCGAUAAUAACUUGCAAGACACGUAGAUUCUAGGAAAAAAUGUUAUGGUGCCAGUCAUGGUCGGUUCACCAAAAAAACCCGUCAUGAGGUGUUUGAAUAAAUGGAAUAAAUUUUUGUUGUACAGAA